Molecule: messenger RNA, 1902 nt
Organism: Akanthomyces muscarius
Lineage: Eukaryota; Fungi; Ascomycota; Sordariomycetes; Hypocreales; Cordycipitaceae
Exons: 3
Coding region: 1-1902 (633 amino acids)
Source: RefSeq, a predicted model, not a curated record
AUGCCACAGGAGGACCAGAAAGACUUCAAGAUGAAGCCCAAUACUAUCACACAACGUCUUAGCGCAGCGCUUCCUAUCAUCCGCGACAUUUGUAAUAUCUCCGGUGUCCCUGCAGCCUCGAUUGGCGUUAUUCACAAGGGCCAGACUAUAUACCUUGAGAACAUUGGCUAUCGAAAUGUUGCGGACCAGCUUUCGCCCACGGCAGACACUCUGUACGGUUUGGGCUCGCUGACGAAAGGUUUUGUCGCCGCAAGCCUGGCCCAGCUUCUCCUCCAGCAUCCGUCUGUGACAUGGACGACACCACUACAAGAUAUCUGGCCAGAGUAUCACCCACAGCAACCGGGCCUGAACGGUGAUGUGUCUCUGGUUGAUUUUCUCUCGCAUCGAACUGGGCUUUCCGGUGACAUGUCUGUUGCCCUGCAGGGCGACAUGGAGUUUCUUCUCCAGCCGUCCGAGGUGGCUCCGACUGUGUCGCAGCUUGAUGUUGCGGCGCCUUUGCGGCAAUCGUGGCUGUACAACAAUUGGGGGUACAGUGUGGCAGGUAAAAUCAUUGAGAAGCUCUCUGGUAAGCCUGCGCACCAGUACAUCCGCGAAUCUAUACUCUUACCUCUUGGCCUCUUCAACACUACUAUGAGACCUAUUCUGGAUCAGCACACGGACUUUGCCGACGCCUACACCGCACUCGAGAAUGCAACUACCUACUGUCUUCCUAGGAAUUUUCCGUUCUUAGGAAGCCUGUUUGAAACGGCCGGUGGCAUGUAUUCAACCAUCAAUGACAUGCUCAAGUAUUGUCAAGCUUUGCUCCAGUCGCAGAUUGACCCGCGGUACAGUCCACUGAGCAAUUUAGAUAUGCUGUUCCAAGGCCAUAUCCCACUGGAUACAUCUGUGGAGAGUUAUGGCUCGUACGGUAUGGGCUGGAUCGAAACUCACCUGCCAGGCGUGGUUGGGCUUCAAGGUGACAAUGCAGAGCUCUUCCCGUGGGACGAGCUUCCCUACAUCAACAGACCCCAAGAACCUACCAAGUCCAUACGUACUUUUUACCAUCAAGGCGCAGGGAUAGGGUAUUACUCCGCCAUCUACCUCUUUCCCGAAACGGAAACGGGAUUCGUCGUGCUGACCAAUUCCAUGCCUCUCAACGACGCUGCAGACUGGAUCGCACAGGUUAUUGCAGCCGCUAUUCAUGGAUUUGAGUCCAGUGAAGACUAUGUGGAGCUCGCCAAGGAGUCUCGUCGACGCAAGGUCGGCAAGGUCGCUACUAUGAUGGCCGAACUCGAAAAGACUAGAAAAGAAUUCCACGAUGUCAUCCCCCGGCCGGUAGCAGCUUAUUGCGGCGACUAUUACAAUGCACUUGGAAACUUUUAUGUUCAUAUCGAGCAACGCGAGGAUAAUUCCGGUGUCUUGGAGGUCUUAUUUCAAGGAAAGGAUACCCAAAGAUAUGAGCUUCGUCAUCUUAAUGACGACAUUUUCGAGUGGGCACUCAGCUACGACGAGCAGGCUCGACGAGCGAGAUUUACGGCAUGGGAGCAGAGUUAUUUUAAUGUUGCGUUUCAGUUCAAUACCGAAGGCAAUGCCAUUGCUCUAAAAUGGGGCGAGUUCUUUUCACUUGUAUCUCCGAAAUUGGCCAAAUCGACCUUUUUAAUCUCGCUCGCUCUUAAGUCACCUGCUUCUCUUACGCCGCAGUUCGCAGCCAUGACUGGUAUUGAGGAGGAAGACUUGGCCAUGGAGGGCAAUUUUAUCGAGUCGACUAAUGGACGAAAGCAGCCAUGGAAAGAUUUCAUCCACGAGGCAUGUCAGAGCGAGCAUAUAGUUCCUGUGCUGGAAAAUGACUUGUACUGUAACAUCUGCGGGAAGAUGAAGGAUGACAAAGGAAACUGCGGCUGCACAGGAUUCUUGACUGCGUAG